Molecule: messenger RNA, 1641 nt
Organism: Tremella mesenterica DSM 1558
Lineage: Eukaryota; Fungi; Basidiomycota; Tremellomycetes; Tremellales; Tremellaceae
Exons: 11
Coding region: 1-1641 (546 amino acids)
Source: RefSeq, a predicted model, not a curated record
AUGAAUGAGGGCUACCUAUUAUAUGUCCUUUUAUUCUUCUCAGUCGUUUGCACGGAAGUAGUCAAUGCUGGGAAGGUGAAUACCAACUCUCAGAGGCUCCAAAGAGGUCUUCCACCAAGAGCACCCGUACGACGAUAUAACGCAACAUCAACCAGACAUGCACCCGCCAGACGUUCCGCCCCUGUGGUAGGAUACAUGCAAGCCUCACCUGUUUCUGCAAGCAAACGAAACUUCCCCGAGCGGGCCGGUACGCCAUAUGAUACAAUAUCAUAUGUGGGGUAUGACAGUACAAAGGGUUGGUUACAACUUUCGACUGAUCCUACUUCAGCUGCAUCCUUUCAUUUCACAAACGGAGCAGGAACCGAGCAGGACGUUCAAUUAUGGGUUUCGGAUGCCCAACACGGUUACGCCGUUAGUGGAAUUUGGCAUUGGCUUGGUGGUACGGAAAGAAACAUGAACUCUGAUACAUAUUUAUCAAUAGUUUUCACUUCCGGUUCUCAAAAAACUCCUUCUCAAUCAUAUGGUUCCUUCAGUCAAUCAGCCAUUUGGACCACACCAUCUUCCUGGCCCCAGACGGACGGUACUACCACUGUCGACGCGCCAUUUCAUGUUUUCGACACUACGGUACGUAUUUUCACUUGUCUUUCUCGAUAUUCUACCGACUUUUCAGACGCGGAGAUUGAUGUUGGGCUCCGGUCCGGACAAUUUAUCCUAGGAACCAGCGCCAUAUUUUGGGACAACGAUUACCAGGUUCCUGACAUGUCCGGUGACGCCAGCGGCACAAAUGGCAACGGAGUUCUUAAUGAGCCCAAAAUGGGAGAAGCUCGCAAGCCGGGCUUGUUGACCGCCAAGGCAUUGAGAACAUCGGACUUGCAGACGGAUGGGAGCUCAAGGAUCAAGGAGAGAGGAAUGACUAUGCUUGUGACACUCAUACUAGCUAUGACGGCACAUUGUAAGCCAGUCUGGGAGAGUAACGCCGAACGUCUCAGACGUGGCUUACCACCGGCCUCACCUCUAAGAAGAUAUAACGCCUCUAGCACUCGACACGCACAUGCGAAGCGAUCCAACUCUCCGACCACGGCGUAUAUACAAGCAUCUCCUGUGACGGUCGGUAAACGAAGCCUAUCAAAUAGAGCGGGAACACCUUAUGAUUCCAUAUCAUGGCUCACAUACAACCCCACUACUAGUCUCUUCAUCUUGUCCACUGAUCCAACCCAAGCUACCGAAUUCUUCUUCCCCACUCAAGGGACUGAUCAAGAGGUCAACGUCAAUGUCGAUGGAACGACGAAUACCGUUACGAUUUUUGUGUAUCAUUAUGGUACACCCUUGACUAUGGCUCAAGAACACGGGGUAUCCGUGGAUUUCUCCCUCACUCAGGAUACACAAACACUUGAUGCUUCUUAUGGAAAUCUAGAGCAAAUACCCGUAUGGGACAUACCUACCUAUCUACCGGCGCCUGUGGUUUUCAGUUUUCAUAACGUGGACGGAACGGAAACUCGAGAUAUCCCUACGUUCGUUUUUGAUAGAACGGAUUACGCCCCCAUCUCGGACACACUUGGCGCUGGAUUGAGAGCAUCUGAUCUUAUCUCUGCUUCAAGGACACAGCAGGUAGUGUUGACAUGGGUGGAAACGAUAUCUUAG